AUGGACCGAUCCAACUCAUCAGUACACAGCCCUGAAAAGACCAAGCAGAAAUUGACUGAGGAAGAGCUGGUGGUCUUACAAUCUCACCUAGAAGAAUGGAAGGAAGCCACCGGUAAGGAUAGAAAAACGAUUCUGAGGGUGGUCAUAAAAGAGGCCAAGAUGCAAGCCCCUAAGAUGGAUGCCAGGCUUUUGAAGACAAGGAAAUCUAUGUACUGGGACUGGUUAUAUAACCGGAGAGCUGAAAAGACUCUCAAAAAACAAAGCAAGUUCAGUAAGAAAUGGACUGCCCGGUUGGUGAUAGAACACCAGUACAAGAAGGAGAUCCUUGAAAAGACUGGAGCAAGGCCAGGAGGGAAGGAAAUGAUUAAAUACUACCAGGGUGCGGUCAAUGCAAUUAUGGGCGGUUUAUCUGAAGAGCAGCUAGAGGAAUCAAAUAAGACUGCGAUAGAAUGGUCUAGCAGGGCUCCUCCUACAGAUGUCCAGGCUGAGUUUGCUCAGAAGAAAGCUCCUGGUAUGAUGAAGGAUCUUGCGACUCAGUUAUGGAGGCAGGCUGGUAUGAGGAUAUUCAUAUUGUCGGCAUGGAAAACCGAGGAAGGUGAAGUGAGGAUCAAUGGAAUUGACUUCAAUGACAAGUUAGAGGGCAGUAGUUUCACAGAUACAAAGGACUGGAAGCCCAUGUUACCGGAGUGGAAUGCCUAUGUUGGAGAAGAGUUCGUUGACCGGAAUGAUGAUGAGGAUGGCAAUGAGGACAGGGAGGAAAAGGAGAACAGAAACCAAAGGAGAAAGAAGGAGGAAUUCACUUUGGAGGUGGAUACCUAUGGGCUGCUGGUCAUACUGGAUAUGAAGUCACUUAACCUGGAGGACAAAAAGUCUCUGAUCCGGACAUUCCUCACAAAACACUAG
Molecule: messenger RNA, 903 nt
Organism: Suillus discolor
Lineage: Eukaryota; Fungi; Basidiomycota; Agaricomycetes; Boletales; Suillaceae
Exons: 4
Coding region: 1-903 (300 amino acids)
Source: RefSeq, a predicted model, not a curated record